This is a messenger RNA of Arachis duranensis, 540 nucleotides long. RefSeq lists its product as uncharacterized. Lineage: Eukaryota; Viridiplantae; Streptophyta; Magnoliopsida; Fabales; Fabaceae. Gene Ontology annotation, molecular function: nucleic acid binding; RNA-DNA hybrid ribonuclease activity. Bases 1 to 540 code for a protein of 179 amino acids. The record is from RefSeq and is a predicted model, not a curated record. The transcript has a single exon.
AUGUGGCUACAAGAAAUAUUUAAGAAGUGCAACCAAAGAGGCAGAAUAGAAGCAAAUCAAAUGUGGAGUCGAAUUGGUAUCACAAUGUGGGCAAUUUGGAAAACAAGAAAUGAAAAAGUUUUUCAUGACACAGAACCUGAUCCAAAGUCUACUAUUAACUAUGCAAAAAAUCUUGAACUAGAAUAUUUCAAAGCAACAGAGAAGGAAAAUAAUAGCACCAAAGAAUCAAACAGGAGAAGGACGGUACCUAUAAUCUGGAGAGCCCCUCCUCAAAAUUGGCUCAAAUUGAAUACGGGUGCAGCCUUCUCCAAUGACACAAAAUCAGGAAGUAUAGCAGUAGCGAUCAGAGAUUGCAAUGGAACCCUCAUGGGAGGGACAACUUCAAAAAUCCAAACGAACUCCAGCAUCCUUGCAGAAGCAACUGCCAUAAGAGAAGCAAUCAUUUUAAUAGAAAAUCUCAAAUUGAGAAUGCAACUAUUGAAUCUGACUGCUUUCAACUUAUUCAAGCAAUCAAAGAAGGAAUUACAUUUUGGGAAGUAG